Cydia amplana is the source of this 2044-nucleotide messenger RNA. Its product is annotated as SET domain-containing protein SmydA-8-like. Lineage: Eukaryota; Metazoa; Arthropoda; Insecta; Lepidoptera; Tortricidae. The record is from RefSeq and is a predicted model, not a curated record. The transcript has 3 exons. Bases 484 to 2007 code for a protein of 507 amino acids. Gene Ontology annotation, molecular function: protein binding.
GCUUAACCAAUCAGUUCCUCUGGGAGAUUAUUUUUGUAUGAGAACUGACCUGAGCUGCGGUUUUACUUACUUCUGGUGUUUAUAAAUAACCACGUACCGAUCUCUUCUAGUACACAUUCCUAUAUUUUCGGCUAGUUUUUUCCAGAUGUCGCGGAAUAGUCUUUCACACUUGCGCCGCGGCGCGCUCAGGUAACCAGCCGAUUCACGAAUUUAUCGAAUAGCGGUCUGGUCGGUACUGGUCGGUCUAAUUGAUUCAUAUUAAAAUCUAUUGUUAUAUUUCUUACUUGGCAAACUUUGUGACGGGAGGCUUGCUGGUAUCUGUACACAUGUCACGCAGCAGUUGGUGAAGUCAGUAGGGAUUAAUUGAUAGAGGAAAUUAAUAUUGCAUUGGUUUUUUGGCAGUGAUGAUAAUGAUUUGAUUACUGGACACUUAAUGUUAUAAAACUGGUGGAUGUUUAUUCGCAUUGAACGCGCAGUGCAGUGAUGACAUCGAGCGAGGCGAGUCACGGCAGGAUGUUGCCAUUGGAUCAAUUGUCGCAAAUGGUAAAGGAACACUUAGGACUCUACAGCUCCGUCGACGGAGUUCUACAUUCCAGCAAAUGGGAAAUCGGCGAAUCGUCAGUUGGAGGCCGCGGGCUUAUCGCAACAGAAGACAUAUUACCGGGGGAAGUACUCUUCGUGGAUCACCCUCUCAUCAGCGGGCCCCGGGCUGCGUCUAUAGAACAAGGCGGAUGUACAGUAUGUUACAAAAAUGACACAGAGAAUGUGAUUAAAUGUUUAAAAUGCGGAUUAUUGUUGUGUUCCGAACAGUGUCAAAAUAGUGACAUGCAUUUUACUGACUGCAAUAUUAUCUCACGCUGGGAGAAAAAAGUGCCUGUUGAAGAAUUCAGUGAUAAGACUGUGUCACGCGCGCUCACUGCCAUACGUGUGUUAUUGCUUAACGAGGAUCAAAAACAAUUACUAUCCGCCCUCCAAGCUCACAUGUCACCGCAACACGGGACUGAGAUUAGAGACCUAAAGCAAUACUAUGAAAUACCAGAAUCCGAAGAAGAUCUAAUGAGACUUUCGUGUUGCGUACUCGAUGCAAACGCGUAUCAAAUUGCAAUCGCAUACGGAAAGAAAGAAAUGAGCAGAAGAGGGCUAUAUCCUGUUGCUAGUUUGAUGAAUCAUAACUGUGUACCAAACACUAGGCACAGUUACAACUGCGAUGCUCAAAUGACAGUCAAAGCAAUUAAGCAUAUACGAGCGGGAUGCGAGAUAUUUACGUGUUACUCUGGAUUUUUAUGGGGGACGCCUUCCCGACAAACUCAACUGUAUAAAACCAAACAUUUCCUAUGCAAAUGUGACCGUUGUGCGGACCCCACUGAGAGAGGAACUCUCCUAGCUGCUCUCAAGUGCUUUGUGACCGAAUGUCCUGGUAGUAUAUUACCUAUUCAGCCGUUGAAUAUGGCCAGCGCGUGGCAGUGCCUUGAAUGUGGGUUGAGAGUACCUAGGAAGAAUGUCGGAGCCGUGCAGAGUGCUAUCGGCAGCUUGCUCGGGUCAAUAGACUUCGGAGACGUGAACCAUUUGGAGAACUAUCUCGCUAACCGGAUCACUAAAUACAUUCCAAAAACGAACCAAGUGGUAGUCGAUCUACAGUGCCGGAUUAUUUGGGAGUUGGGAGAAGUUGAAGGACUCCGUUAUCAUGAGCUGUCGGAAUCCCGGCUGUCACUGAAGGAGACGCUGUGCCGCGGCACGCUGCGCACGGUGGCGGCGCUGGGCGCGGGCGACGCGCACCUCCGCGGCCUGCUGCUCUACCACCUGCACGCCGCGCUGGCCGAGCGCGCGCGCCGCUCCCCAGACCUGUUUGAGGAGUUGAAGCCAGAAAUCGAAAGUACAAUUGAGCAGGCCUACAGCAUUUUGCAAGGCGACGUGUCCGCGCCGCCUGAUCUCGAACUCCGGCGCCGCUACCUCGGCCCCGGCUGCGACAAACCCCAAGAAGAGCGGUUCUUUAUCCUGGACGCUUAAUGCUACGAGACGUACAUAAUCUAAAGCCAAAGUGGCC